Molecule: messenger RNA, 300 nt
Organism: Lactuca virosa
Lineage: Eukaryota; Viridiplantae; Streptophyta; Magnoliopsida; Asterales; Asteraceae
Source: the annotation of a GenBank genome assembly
AUGAGUGAAUUUCAAUUUCCUUGGGGUAGAUCUGAAACCGAUUGUAGUGAUUCUAGAGUCAUAGUUACCCAAGGGAUCUUGCCGAUGGCUUUUAGAGGUAGCGAGCAGUCAGCGUCGUAUGGUGAGCUGGUGUCCAUCGGAGAUCUAAAUCCCGAUGUAAACAAGAAACUAAGUGUUGCAGUUGCUGAUAUUCUUAGCUCCAAGCUCUCUGUUCCCAAAUCACAAUUCUUCCUCAAAUUUUUCGACUCAGAGAGGUCAAUUGCAAGAACGAAUGUCUUCAAACUCAAUCUCACGAGAUGA